Letharia columbiana is the source of this 573-nucleotide messenger RNA. RefSeq lists its product as uncharacterized. The coding region runs from base 1 to 573 and encodes 190 amino acids. The transcript is spliced from 3 exons. Lineage: Eukaryota; Fungi; Ascomycota; Lecanoromycetes; Lecanorales; Parmeliaceae. The record is from RefSeq and is a predicted model, not a curated record.
AUGGCUGGACCCGACUACGGUGCUCUUGGAGCAACGUUCAAGAUUGUCCGCUUGCUUCAAGUAAUUAGUCUCCUCGGCUGCAUUGGCAUGGCUGCGAACUUCAUCUCGGAAAUGGUCUCGCAAAACAACUCUCCGUCAGAGGAACUUGUCGGCACCCUCAGCGUGACUUGCAUCGCGAUCCUCUACUGCGCAAUCACUGUCAUCCUGCACAUUGACAACAUCCUUCCAUACCUUAUCAACACUGGUAUGGAUGGUCUGAUGCUCAUCGCCUUAUCUGUUGUCGCUAUCGUCGUUGGCAAGCCCCUUUCGUAUCUGAAUUGCCAAGUCGUCGGCACCUCCAGUGUCGCUGAAUCGGCAUCUCAGCUGAGCUCCCAGGUCAAAGACACUUUCAACAAGCAAGGUGGAAAGGUUGUGUACAGCAACUGGAUUGGUGCGAGCAAGACCACAUGCUAUGAGAUGAAAGCUGUCUGGGGCUUAAGCAUUGCUCUUUGCAUCCUUUUCGCCUUCUCCGCCAUGUGCAGCGUAUGCCUCUGGCGUCGUAGUAAGACCGUCCCUCCUAAGGAUAUGGCUUAA